Messenger RNA from Auanema sp. JU1783, 1596 nucleotides. The record is from the annotation of a GenBank genome assembly. Lineage: Eukaryota; Metazoa; Nematoda; Chromadorea; Rhabditida; Rhabditidae.
AUGGAAGACUUAAGCAAUAUUGAUCUUCACGAGGAAGGUGAAAUCGUUGAUGAUAACAGUGAGGAUGAGACUCUCCACAAAGCCGAGGUUAUUCCUACUGGCACAGCCACUAAAAUUUUUGAAACUUACGCCAGUGAUGAGGAAGAAUACAGCGAUAAUGAAGAACCACCAGAGGAAGUUUUAAACCGAUUAGCUCAAAAAAUUCCUGACCAAACAGAGGAAGAAGAGGAAGAAAUUGAUCCCGCUCUCUGUAAAGUUUGUAAAACAGAUCCACAUAAGUACAAAUGUCCAAAAUGCAACAUUAGAACUUGCUCUUUAGCGUGUUCCAAGAAGCAUAAAGAAGAAAAAGAAUGUGAUGGAGUUCGGGGGCCAUAUACUGUUGUCCAAAAAUUAUCACAAUAUUCAGCACAAAACUCUAUUGAAGAUCAGAGAUUCUUUGAUCGCGUUCAGAACAAGGUUAUACCAGAAAACUGUAAACCUACGUAUUCUGGAAACGAUCAUAGAAGGUAUGAUGAGGAAAGAACUGAGAACAAUGAAUCGAUUGAACACUCUGAUGAAAACGUCAACAGGGAUAAUGUAGAACUUAAUGCUGAUGGAACUCGGAGCCGGGCAACAUCAGCUGUAGAACGUUUCCUCCUCCCUAAUGCUGCUCGCAGACAGAUAUUCUUAUCUUUCAGUAAUGACAAAGGGGAAGACUGCUCCCGCCAUGAACAGUUUUCUGAUUCCAUCUUCUGGUGUAUUGAUUUUAUUUUCAAAAAACAAAUGGAAGAUGGUUCAGUUUCGGAAUAUAAUUACAGAGUUCAGAAUAUACCGGAGACCAUUCGCAUAUGCACAGUGUUGAAACAAUUCUUGAAACCUAGGAAGGUUGGAUGUAUAGUCUCCGAAAGCGACCUAGAUGUGCAAAAGUUGAAACCCUUCAUUGAAGCAGGAUCCGAAAAUAUCAACCUCUUCAUGCGAGUUCCCAGAUAUGAGCAAGAGCGAUACUAUGUUGUGGUAGCUGAGAAAAACAUGUUAGAUAACACCAAAAACAGAGUGAUCCUAGAUCACCCCAAAAUAAUUAUUGUUCUAAACAAUGAAUUCUGUGAUUUUCAAGUAUUAAGUGAAGCUGAAGCUCUAGACAUACGUGAUAGAAUGCAAAGUGAAAGAAAUUCUAUCAUUAAGCAGAGCGCAAGCAGGGGAAGAAAUAAUCUAAGAGGCGGACAUAGAGGAGAUAGUAACGGAUUCAGAGGUGGAAGAGGCCGUGGAGGAUUCAGAGGUGGAUACAAUGAUCGUAGAGGAGGGUAUAAUAGCCGUGGAGGACAGGGUCACCCAUCGAAGAGAGGAUACAGCGGUAAUUCCGACUAUGAUGGAAGCGCAAAGCGCGGCAGAGGUCGUGGCUACAGAGGCUAUGGAAGACCUACUGAGGAUGAUUUCGAUCCUUUCGAGCCUUUUGAAGGCCCCGUUUCCCUACCAAUGGAUUACGGGAAGAAGGAUAUCAAAACUGAAGCUAGUUGUAAAGAAGAGGCUAAACCUCACACUGAAAAUGCUCCACAAGGUUUCCAUGCCACAUCUAAUGAGGUCUACGAACCACGAACAAACGGAAGCAUUUUUGACUGA